Molecule: messenger RNA, 800 nt
Organism: Cetraspora pellucida
Lineage: Eukaryota; Fungi; Glomeromycota; Glomeromycetes; Diversisporales; Gigasporaceae
Source: the annotation of a GenBank genome assembly
UAUUACUAUAAAAGCGCAAUGUCUACCUCAACAGCUGAACACGACUCUUACUUGGUUGAGAACUGGGAUACAGAAACCCUUAUCGAUUUUUUUGAAAAAGCAGAAUCUCAAGCUAGACGACGAUGAUUUGGGAAUACUUCGCAAGCAAAAAGUUGACGGCCAGGUCUUUCUUGAGUUAACCAAAGAAGAGCUUUUAGCGUCACCAUAUAAUUUCCCUGGUGGACCCGCAAUAAAACUUGCUAAAGAAAUUAAGGCUCUCAAAGAAACGCCGAAGCGUGCGUUCUCCUAUAUUUCAACAAUUCUUCACACAGCCGUCAGUCUCCUUAAAGAUUUGCUUAUCCUACCUCGGAUGACAGUAACUGGUGCUGAAAGUUCCGUCUGUGUGGACUAUGCAAUAAAAAAAAUCAUAGAUGGUUUAUACGAAGAAAUAAUUUGCAUAACUGAAGGGAAGCAAAAUCAGCCGGGCAAAGGCGUGGCUCAAAAUCUCAUACAAUGUAAAAGUUCAUGCGAUAUGAACUUAAGCAUGCUCAAGAAAAAGCGGAAGUCCGACGAGGCAUUCGGUUCUGAGUAUGAAUAUGUCUAUGGUAUCAUUACAACAGCCACAGACUGGUAUUUCAUCCUACAUAGUACCGAAGGCAUCUACUGUACAAGUAAAACCGAGUAUCGAAUCUCACUAACGGAAGACGCCAUCAAAAAUCCAGCCGAAUUACGAAAGAAUGUGAAGAGGAUCUUAGAGGUUAUAGUGGGCUUGUUAAAAGAUAGGAUAUCAGCUAGUGAUGAACCCGCAAAUAAGAAGCGCC